GGCUUAAGGGAAUAGGAAAUAUUCUAAAUGUCUUCUCGUGAAUGCCUCUUAGCUUAUGAGCUGUUGCAAGAGCAUUAUGGUAAGAUAGCUGCAGACGUGGCGAGCUUUCUGCUUCAAAAUGGCUGGCAACCUCUUCGUUAUAUUGCCCUCAAAGCUAACUUGAAGCUUGACCAGGUGCGGAAAGCUCUGUGCCUUCUGAUUCAGCAUAAGUUAGCAAAAUUCCAUGUAAGGAAGAGGAAGAUUGUGGAAUACGCCAUUAAUAUCGAAAAUGUCCUUUCCAUACUUUUUCACCCAAAGUUUAUUUACACAGUUAAACUACUUUACGGUGAUGCUGCUGAGUUGAUCGUGGAGGAAGCAUUACAACAUGGAAUUAUUCUGAUGAGCACCGCAAUUAAAAAUGUGGCAGACAGACUCCCAGAUGAAAAUGGAUCGGGGAAAAUUGAAAAAGCUUUCAAAGACCUUGUACAGACUCAUUUUUUACAGAGAGAGCCAGAAGUAGAGAAGAACGAAGAAGAGGAAUAUAUUGUUCCCAUCUUCACUCAGAAUGAAGCUGAUCUGUAUCGUCUUCCGACUUUAUCAGAGGAAUCUUUAAAAAGAAAAAGAUCUGAUGAUGGUUCUGAUGAACCAAAAGCAAAAAGAUUAAAAUCGGAACAUGAAACACCUUCUAUGCCUACAGACGUUGUAGAAGACGAUGGUGUUUACUGGUCAGUUAACAUUUCCAGAUUUCAACAAUAUUUUCGCGACCAAUCCAUAGUAGCUUCUGUUACGCAACGCUUUGGGACACCGUGUGGUGAAAUAGUCCGAGCAAUGCUAAGGAUUAGUGAGGUCACGACCCCAGCCAACGCCCAGUCCACACAACCAAUCAGCAGCGCCGAAAUCGCAAGGUCUUUACCACAGAAAUUACCAAUGGAGCAUGUUGAGCAACAUCUAAAACUUCUCUCUAAUGAUGAAGAUCAAAUUGUUCAGUUAUUUGAUGACUCUGGCAGUGGGGGAUUGUAUGUUGUCAACUUAAAAAACUCGGCUCUGGCGCUGGCAACUGCCACAGUGCUUUCCUACGUUCAGCAGAGAUACGGAAGUAAAGCUUGUCGUAUAUUCCGUCUACUCAUGCUAAAGAAACAUUUGGAGCAGAAACAAGUUGAAGAAUUUGCGAUGAUUCCUCCCAAGGAGGCAAAAGGAUAUCUUUACCAUAUGUUAGCAGAAAACAUGGUUAUCAUGCAAGAAGUUCCACGCACACCUGACCACGCUCCUGCUAGAACGUUCUACCUUUACUCUGUUAAUAUUCAGAGACUCUCAAGAAUAUUAUUAGUAAAGUGCUACAAGACCUGCACUAAUCUUAUGACGCGGCAUAAUCACUUAAUCAAAACAAACAAAAGAAUUCUCGAUAAAGAGGAACGAAUUACGGCUAUUAAAGCUACGUUACCAGAUGCUGAUGAAGCACAGCUUGAGGAAAUUGAAGAAAUGAUGACGUCAUCAGAGCGUACGUCACUCACAAAGCAUCAGCAUUGUUGCAAUAAACUACACACAGCUCAGAAUCAGUUGCUGAACACCAUUUUUGUUUUGGAUUCGUAUUUAAACGCUCUUUCGUCAGCGUGAAAAUAGAUUAAAAUAAAUUCAAAAAUUUCGUUUA
This is a messenger RNA of Ciona intestinalis (vase tunicate), 1627 nucleotides long. The record is from RefSeq and is a predicted model, not a curated record. Lineage: Eukaryota; Metazoa; Chordata; Ascidiacea; Phlebobranchia; Cionidae.